AUUCGUGGUCUUAGCCAAGAGCAGAAACCAGCAGCACUCUAAACUCUUUCAAUGACUACCAAAAUAGAUCUUCUUUUUUCUUCUUCUCUUCCUUCUCCUCCUCCUCCUCCUCCUCCCUUCUAAACUCCUUCAAUGACUACCAAAACAGAUCUUCCUUCUUCUUGUCCUCCUCCUCCUCAACCAUCCGGUAAAUUCAAGUAUGAUGUGUUCCUCAAUUUCAGAGGUAAAGAUACCCGCACAAAUUUCACAGACCAUCUUUAUACCGCUCUCAAGCAUAAAGGAAUAAACACAUUUAGAGAUGAUGAAGAACUUGAGAGAGGCGAAUCAAUUGGUCCAAAACUCUUGAAAGCAAUUAAAGAAUCAAGAUAUAUUAUUGUGGUUUUUUCCCAAAACUACGCCGAUUCUUCGUGGUGUUUGAAUGAGCUUGCAGAGGUCGGUGAAUGCAUGAAAGAAAUGGGACAAAAAGUCCUUCCAGUGUUCUACCAUGUUGAUCCAUCUGAGGUACGAAGACAAACAGGGGAGCACUUUGGGAAAGCAUUUGAGAAGCAUCAAAAGUGGUAUGAAGCGGAACCAGACAAAGUAAAGAGGUGGAAAGACGCUCUUGCUAAAGUGGGCAAUCUCUCUGGAUGGCAUGUGCAAAAUGGGUCUGAAGCCAAAAUUAUUCAAGAAAUUGUACAAAAGGUUUUCACUGAGUUGAAUAAAAUAAUCUACACAUCUGAUGGCUUAGUUGGGAUGGACUCUCACCUGAAUGAACUGUUUUCCUACUUAGACAUUGGGUGUCUCGAUGUUCGUAUCAUAGGGAUUUGUGGGAUGGGUGGUAUCGGAAAAACCACUAUUGCACAAGUGGUUUUUGAAAGGCUAAGAGCUCAGUUUGAAGGUGAUAGCUUUCUUGAGAAUGUUAAACAGGAAACUGAAAUGAAGCAAGGUAGUACAAUUCAUUUACAAGAGAAACUUCUCUUGAACUUGCUGAAUAGUAAUGUCAAUGUACAGAACACUAAAAUGGGAAAAGACAUAAUUAAGCAUAGACUAUCUACUAAGAGGGUGCUUAUUGUUCUUGAUGAUGUGGAUCAAGUUAAACAAUUGGAAACACUGUGUGAUCGUACUUGGUUUGGUCCUGGGAGUAGAAUCAUCAUAACAUCCAGAGAUGAACACUUGAUCAGUGCAUUUGGAGCAGACGAAGUAUACAAGGUAAAUGCAUUAGCUGAUCCUGAAGCUUUUGAGCUCUUUCGUUUGAAAGCCUUCAAAGAAGAUGAGGUUGGAGAAGAUUUUCUCAAGCUAUCCAAGGAAUUUUUGAAAUAUGCUAAUGGCCUUCCAUUAGCUAUUAAAAUUUUGGGAUCGUCUGUUCGCGGUAGAAGUGUAAAGUUAUGGUCAAGUUCAUUGAAUAGACUUAAAAAAAGUCAUUAG
Molecule: messenger RNA, 1404 nt
Organism: Rosa rugosa (rugosa rose)
Lineage: Eukaryota; Viridiplantae; Streptophyta; Magnoliopsida; Rosales; Rosaceae
Product: disease resistance protein RPV1-like
Exons: 2
Coding region: 133-1404 (423 amino acids)
Biological process (GO): defense response; signal transduction
Molecular function (GO): ADP binding
Source: RefSeq, a predicted model, not a curated record